Messenger RNA from Gavia stellata (red-throated loon), 3751 nucleotides. It is a transcript of the gene SLC9A6, whose product is annotated as solute carrier family 9 member A6. The record is from RefSeq and is a predicted model, not a curated record. Gene Ontology annotation, molecular function: sodium:proton antiporter activity. The transcript has 16 exons. Gene Ontology annotation, cellular component: recycling endosome; membrane. Gene Ontology annotation, biological process: regulation of pH; sodium ion transport; proton transmembrane transport. NCBI's taxonomy places the organism in Eukaryota, Metazoa, Chordata, Aves, Gaviiformes, Gaviidae. The coding region runs from base 16 to 2058 and encodes 680 amino acids.
GCCGGCACCGGGGCGAUGGCGGGGCCGGGGCCGGUGCUGGCGGCGGCGGGGCUGUGGGCGCGGGGGGCGGCGGGCGGGGAGGUGGUGGCGGCGCGUCCCGGGGCGCUGGAGGAGGAGAUCGUGUCGGAGAAGGCGGCGGAGGAGAGCCACCGGCAGGACAGCGCCAACCUGCUCGUCUUCAUCCUGCUGCUCACCCUCACCAUCCUCACCAUCUGGCUCUUCAAGCACCGCCGCGCCCGCUUCCUCCACGAGACCGGCCUCGCCAUGAUCUACGGGGUCCUGGUCGGUGUGGUCCUGCGCUACGGCAUCCACGUACCCAGCGACGUCAACAACGUGACGCUGAGCUGCCAAGUGCAGACCAGUCCUGCCACGCUGCUGGUGAACGUCAGCGGAAAGUACUACGAGUACACCCUGAAGGGGGAAAUCAGCGCCCAAGAGCUCAAUAACGUUCAGGAUAAUGAGAUGCUGAGAAAGGUGACUUUUGAUCCUGAAGUAUUUUUCAACAUUUUGCUUCCUCCAAUUAUAUUUUAUGCAGGCUACAGCUUGAAAAGGAGGCACUUCUUCAGAAACUUGGGAUCCAUCCUAGCAUACGCUUUUCUUGGCACUGCAAUUUCCUGCCUGGUGAUCGGCUCUGUUGUGUAUGGCUGUGUGGCGCUGAUGAAAGUCACUGGGCAGCUUGGGGGAGACUUCUACUUCACUGACUGCCUCCUGUUUGGUGCCAUCGUAUCGGCUACUGACCCAGUGACUGUUCUUGCCAUAUUCCAUGAACUCCAGGUUGAUGUUGAGCUGUAUGCCCUUCUCUUUGGCGAAAGCGUCCUCAAUGAUGCCGUUGCCAUAGUGCUGUCUUCUUCAAUUGUUGCGUACCAGCCGGCGGGUGACAACAGCCACACGUUUGAUGUCACAGCGAUGUUCAAGUCCAUCGGGAUCUUCCUGGGGAUAUUCAGUGGAUCUUUUGCAAUGGGAGCAGCUACUGGAGUUGUGACAGCUUUAGUCACCAAGUUCACCAAACUUCGGGAGUUCCCGUUGCUGGAGACCGGCUUGUUCUUCUUGAUGUCCUGGAGCACGUUCCUGCUGGCUGAAGCGUGUGGAUUUACAGGUGUGGUGGCCGUACUCUUCUGCGGGAUCACGCAGGCCCAUUAUACCUAUAACAACUUAUCUACAGAGUCCCAACACAGAACUAAGCAGUUAUUUGAGCUUCUGAAUUUCUUGGCAGAAAACUUCAUCUUCUCCUACAUGGGACUUGCACUGUUCACCUUCCAGAACCACGUCUUUAACCCUACCUUCGUGGUGGGGGCUUUCCUUGCUAUCUUCCUAGGAAGAGCUGCCAAUAUUUACCCACUGUCAUUUUUACUGAAUUUGGGGAGAAGAAAUAAGAUUGGAACGAAUUUACAGCAUAUGAUGAUGUUUGCUGGGCUGCGAGGAGCCAUGGCGUUCGCCUUGGCCAUCCGUGACACGGCCACCUACGCCCGGCAGAUGAUGUUCAGCACGACUCUCCUCAUCGUCUUCUUUACAGUGUGGGUUUUCGGCGGGGGGACCACGGCCAUGCUGUCCUGCCUGAAUAUCCGAGUCGGUGUGGAUGCGGAUCAGGAGAACGUGGGCGUCCCGGAGAGCGAGAGGAGGAGUACGAAGGCAGAAAGUGCCUGGCUUUUCCGCAUGUGGUACAACUUCGAUCACAACUAUCUAAAGCCUCUGCUGACACACAGCGGUCCUCCUCUAACGACCACGCUCCCGGGAUGCUGUGGGCCUAUUGCCCGGUGCCUGACGAGUCCACAGGCGUAUGAAAAUCAAGAGCAGCUGAAGGACGAUGACUCUGACCUCAUUCUGAACGACGGGGACAUCAGUCUGACCUAUGGUGAUUCCACCGUCAACACCGACUCCGUCGCAUCCAGUGGCACGUCGCGGCGGUUUGUGGGAAACAGCUCUGAAGACGCGCUCGAUCGGGAGCUUGCUUUUGGGGACCAUGAACUUGUAAUCCGGGGAACGCGCCUGGUCCUUCCCAUGGAUGAUUCGGAGCCACCGUCAAACGUCCUGGAUAACGCAAGACACGGUCCAGCAUAAGGUCGCUCAGUUUAAUUGACAGUAAUAUUUGCAUAUAUGAUCAAGAAAUAUGUACUACCUAAAGUCUAAUGCAUGUCUCAAAAUGUCUAAGCUGUAUAAAUAUUAUUUAUAUGGUGUCAGAAGAAUAUAAAUAUUCUCUGCCAAGCACUUGUAAAGAACAAGCUGCAAAUUUAAGUUAAAAACUGUGUUGACUGCACUGUGUAGGGUGGAACUGUUUUAGCAUAAGAGUCUUUUGCACACAGUGAGCUUCUUUAAUGUGUGAUUUGAUGAAGGGUUUCGUUCCCAGCAGGUUAGGUAAAGGAGCUGACUCCCUGUUCAUCCUUUGAGCCUGGGAGAGGAGGGUAGGGAGGUGCUGGCGAGCAGUGGAAAUCGCUUUCUAUUCAGAUGAGGAUUGUUGUUUUAUUUUUUUUGGUCUUUGGAGAGUCACGUUUGAAAUAUCAGCGAAAAAUCUGCCCACAGACCCUCUCGCCGGGCAGCGGCUGGUGAUAAACUUUGUUCGCUUUGUGGGAACCUGAGCUGGGACCUGGAGACUUUCUGCUUUUUGGUGACCCUCUGCCCAAGCCCUGCUUUAGCAGGCUAACGGCAGGCACCAGCCAAAGCUGGUCCAUAGCAAGGACUGUGGGUGUCUGGCUGCUCAGGUGGGAGCCGGAGGGAGGGAUGGUUUGUGUCUGUAGUCAUGUUUAGGAGAAGGAGGUGAUCCCAAAGAAACUACACCAGGCAUGCAUAGAUUUUAGUGCUGAGUCCGUCUUUCAGCCGUGGCUCAAGCAGCUUUCUAGAACCAGCCAUCAAAUCCUCAAUUGGCAACUAAAUUUCACGUUUGGGAAGCGACCGCGUCUUUGUGCGAGCGAAUCCCUUCUCCUGCAGUCACGGAAAUAACAGAGAUGUGCAGAGCUACCACAGUUGCACACGGGGCCGUGGAGUUCGGCCAACCUCGAACACAAGCUUUAUGGCUACAGAUUGACGCGGUACCUCUGGACCUCUCCAGAGGUGUUGAGCAUCUAGGUGGUACUGAAGGGGAGUUGUCCGUCCGUCCGUCCUCCUGUAUAGUCAAAAAUCAUUGCACUUUGUUUAAUAACUCCUUAGCAUGCUGUGUUUCUGUAAUCCCCACCCAAUCUCUCUCGUGUCUCUUACCAUUUAAUGACAAAUGUUUGCGAGUUGAUUUUUUUGUUGUUGUUGGGUUUUUAAAUUUUUAUUUUCCAAGGAAGAGCACAGAACAAUUUGCGAUUUCACACGAGUGUUAAAGGAUUUACUCUGUAAUUAUGGGAAUGGCUAAAGGGGCAGUGAAAUUGUUAACCCUGACAUCCUUCUUUUUCUCCUGAAAAGGGGGAAUCACAGAAAUUUACUGUAUGUAACUUUAUUGUCUAUUUUAGCUGCAGUUUUGCUAUACAAACCUUUCCAGGUUACCAGUGCGCUACAGGCCCAUUCUGGAGUUAACCCUCUCCAGAGGGCUUAAACAGAGGUGUUUAAACAGAGGUUUUUAAAAGAGAAUAUAUGAAAAAGAGCCGUGUGAGUCCGAGCACUCGCAGCUCCCAUUAGCUUUCCUUGGAACAAACUCUGCAUCUCUCGGGAUCCGACCUGAGGCCUCGGAGCAGUGUCCCCAUGGCUGUUUUCCCCAGCACCACCUGAGACUUGGAGGAGACAGGAAAUACUGAGAUUUUGAGUGUAUAUGUAUAGUUGAGAAAAUAAAUUUACA